Messenger RNA from Hirundo rustica (Barn swallow), 10739 nucleotides. RefSeq names its product kinesin family member 26B (gene KIF26B). NCBI's taxonomy places the organism in Eukaryota, Metazoa, Chordata, Aves, Passeriformes, Hirundinidae. The record is from RefSeq and is a predicted model, not a curated record. Gene Ontology annotation, molecular function: microtubule binding; microtubule motor activity; ATP binding. Bases 420 to 4520 code for a protein of 1366 amino acids. The transcript is spliced from 13 exons. Gene Ontology annotation, biological process: microtubule-based movement.
ACAAGUUGCUGCCGUAGCGGAGGCAGAAAGCGCCUCUGCUUGGGAGAGCGCGGCUCUCGCUCCUUCUUUCGCCUUCCCCAGGCUACCUUGGAUGCUUCACCUCGCUUGCGGAUGAGAGCUGUGCUGCCUAUCGGGGGGAUAGCUCCCGAUUUGGAUGUUGCUGUUUCUGUGAAAACAGAAAACAAGGGUUGCAAGGGAAUGAGAGGGGAGACAAUGAAGAAGAACCGACCGGGAGAGAACCCCAGCCCCAAGCGCUUUCCCGAGAACUGACGGGUGUUUAGGGGCUGAGCGAUCCCGUCAGAGGCGGCGGAGGGAGCAAGCCUGCCUGCUCCGCGGGAGACUUCCCGGGACCGGCUGUUCCCUUCGGAUGCGGAUUGGGAAACCUGUAGGAAAUUCUCCCGCCACCCUGCGAAGCCACCAUGAAUUCAGUGGCUGGAAAUAAGGAGAGGAUUGCGGUCACGGCGCGGAGCAGAAAAUACGGGGUGACCGACCCCUGCUCCCCCACCAAGCCCGCCGCCCCCUUCUCCCCCGAGAGCUGGUACCGGAAGGCGUACGAGGAGUCCCGGGCGGGCGGCCGCCCGGCGCCGGAGGGAGCUGGCUCUGCCCUGGGCUCCUCCGGCACCCCGUCCCCCGGCUCCGGCACCUCUUCGCCGGGCUCCUUCACCGGCUCGCCGGGACCCGCCUCGCCCGGCAUCGGCACCAGCUCCCCCGGCUCCCUGGGCGGCUCGCCGGGCUUCGGCACCGGCUCGCCGGGCUCCGGCAGCGGCGGCGGCUCCUCGCCGGGCUCGGACCGCGGCGUCUGGUGCGAGCACUGCAACGCCCGCCUGGCGGAGCUGAAGAGGCAGGCGCUGAAGCUCCUCAUCCCCGGGCCCGUCAGCAGCAAGGACCCAGGUUUCUCUUCGGUGAUUCAUGAGAAGCUCCAAGUUCCCAAUACUAUUCGUAAGGCAUGGAAUGAGAAGGACAACAGGUGUGAUGUUUGUGCCACACACCUGAACCAGCUGAAGCAAGAGGCCAUUCAGAUGGUGCUGACCUUGGAGCAAGCUGCCAACUCGGAACAUUAUGAUGCCUCACCAGGCUCUCCCCCACCUCUCUCCAAUGUCCCCACGUUGGUGAGUCCCCGGCACAUGGGCAGCCUGCAGCCCAGGGACUGGGCAUACAUGCCUGCUCCUUAUGCUCCGUCUAAUUAUACAGGCUUUGUUGGCAACAAACACAGUGGAAAACCCAACAGCCUAGGAAUUGGAAAUGGGGUGGAGAAAAAAAAUGGCUCUCCUGGACACCAAGCCAAGGUCAGCUUCCAAAUGGCCACCAGCCCCAGCAAUGGUAAUGUUCUCAACUCAGUGGCUAUCCAGGCUCACCAGUACCUUGAUGGGACCUGGUCUUUGUCAAGAACAAAUGGAGUCACUCUCUAUCCCUACCAAAUAUCUCAGCUUAUGACAGAGACUAGUCGAGAGGGCCUGACUGAAGCAGCAUUGAACCGCUACAAUGCAGAUAAACCCUCCCUGUACAGCUUCCCUGCUUCCCAGAGCACAUAUGUUGCCAGUGAAGUAUCCACAGGCACCUCGGUGGCAGCAUCAUUUUUUGCCAGAGCUGCUCAGAAAUUGAACCUGUCUUCCAAAAAGAAGAAGCACAGGCCUUCUGCAUCAUCUGUUCCUGAAUCUCCUCUCUUCUCUACCUGCUUCAGCAGUAUCCUUCAGACUUCCCCACCCCCUGCACCACCAUGUUUGUUGAGGGCAGUCAGCAAAGUGAAAGACACUCCUGGUUUGGGCAAGGUCAAAGUCAUGGUGCGCAUUUCUUCCACACUUGCCAGAGACACGUCUGAGUCCAGCUCUUUCUUAAAAGUUGAUCCCCGUAAGAAGCAAAUCACACUGUAUGACCCAUUGGCCUGCGGAGGCCAGAAUGCUUUCCAGAAAAGGGGCAGCCAGGUUCCACCCAAGAUGUUUGCUUUUGAUGCAGUUUUCCCUCAAGAUGCAUCACAGGCUGAAGUAUGUGCUGGGACUGUGGCUGAGGUGAUCCAGUCUGUGGUCAAUGGGGCAGAUGGCUGCGUGUUCUGCUUUGGUCAUGCCAAGCUUGGAAAGUCAUACACCAUGAUUGGGAAGGAUGAUUCCAUGCAAAACCUUGGAAUAAUUCCUUGUGCCAUCUCGUGGCUAUUCAAGUUGAUUAACGAGCGCAAAGAGAAGACAGGAGCGCGCUUCUCGGUCCGGAUUUCUGCAGUGGAAGUGUGGGGGAAAGAAGAAAAUCUGAGAGACCUGUUGUCAGAAGUAGCUACAGGCAGCCUGCAAGAUGGCCAGUCCCCAGGUGUCUACCUUUGUGAAGACCCCAUUUGUGGCAUGCAGCUUCAGAACCAGAGCGAGCUCCGUGCCCCUACGGCAGAGAAGGCCGCCUUCUUCCUGGACGCCGCCAUCGCCUCCCGCCGCAGCAGCCAGCGGGACUGCGCUGAGGAGGAUCACCGCAACUCCCACAUGCUCUUCACGCUGCACAUCUACCAGUACCGCAUGGAGAAGAGCGGCAAAGGUGGAAAAGAUGUCAAAAAGGACAGCUCUGGGAGCAGUGAUGGGCCAAGGCCUGAUGCAGUCACGGUUUCAGCCAAGCCUGAGCACAGCAUAAAACAGUCCUCUGCAGAAAGGUUUAGCACCAGCAGUGGGGACACCUCUAUUUCUCCAGGAUCUGACAGUCUGAAAAGGAUUGUGGAUGGGUGUGAGGUGGCAACAUCCAGCUCUGCAACCCAAAGCCCUGUUCAUUCCAGCGAUGCCUUGAAGCAUUGUAGCCUGCCUCGAGGGCUCCCAAAGGCAAGCAAGGUGGAGGAAUCUGACGGUCAUCUCCAUCCUUCUUCUACUGACAGCAGUGGAGUCAGUUCUCCUGCCCUUCCCCAGUUUUCUAAGGCUAGUCUUGACAAGAAAAUGUCCUCUCCCAAACACUGCAUACUCACUCGUCCCAAAGGGACUCCUCCUCUACCACCUGUGAGAAAGUCAAGCCUGGAUCAGAAGAACAGAGCCAGCCCCCAGCACAGUGCAGCCAGCAGCACCACGAGCAGUCCCUCCAGCCAGCCUGUGUCCUUCCUGGCCAGCUUUCCCGAGGAGCAGAAUGCCAAACAAAAAGGCCCUGGCAUAGAUAGCAGCAUCAACAACAGCAGCAGCAAGCUCUUCAGUGCCAAGCUGGAGCAGCUUGCCAGCAGGACCAACUCCCUAGGGAGGUCCACAGGAAGCCACUAUGAGUGUUUGUCGCUGGAAAGAGCAGAAAGUCUGUCCUCUGUGAGCUCCAGAAUGAGCCCUGGCAGAGACACCACCAUGCCCAGGGCUGGAAGGAGCCUCAGCCGCAGCGCCAUGUCCUCACCCACCAACUCGGGCCUCUCCCAGUCGGCAGGUGCCUCCCCAAAAGCCAGCCAGUCAAAGAUCUCUGCUGUCAGCAAGCUCCUGCUGGCAAGUCCCAAGGCCCGCAGUCUCUCUGCCUCUGCCACAAAAACGCUCAGCUUCUCCACCAAGUCUCUGCCCCAGUCCGUAGGGCAGAGCUCCAGUUUGCCCCCAAGUGGGAAGAACAUGUCCUGGUCAAUGCAGUCCCUCAGCAGAAGCCGGGGCUCCAGCCUUGCUUCCAAAUUGCCUCUUCGAGCUGUCAAUGGGCGGAUUUCAGAGCUGCUCCAAGGGAGCACCAGUGCCAGAGGCGUCCAGCUGCCGGGAAGCUUGGAGACAGACGAGCGCGGGGGCCUUCCCGGAGAUGAGAAGCCAGCUGUUCACAUGCUGCCUUCACCUUACAGCAAGAUCACCCCUCCUCGGAAACCUCACCGCUGCAGCAGCGGCCAUGGGAGCGACAACAGCAGCGUCCUGAGCGGGGAGCUGCCCCCUGCCAUGGGGAAAACGGCCCUCUUCUACCACAGCGGGGGCAGCAGCGGCUACGAGAGCAUGAUGAGGGACAGCGAGGCGACGGGGAGUGCCUCCUCAGCGCAGGACUCCAUGAGCGAGAACAGCAGCUCUGCCAGUGGCAGGUGCCGCAGCCUCAAAACCCCGAAGAAACGAUUAAAUGCAGGCUCACAGAGGAGGAGGCUUAUUCCAGCAUUGUCCCUCGACACCGCCUCCCCAGCAAGGAAGCCUGCCAACAGCCCGGGGGUCCGCUGGGUGGAUGGGCCACUGCGGAGUGGGCAGAGGGGGCUGGGGGAGCCCUUUGAGAUCAAAGUCUAUGAGAUAGAUGAUGUGGAGAGGCUCCAGCGACGGCGAGGUGGGGACAGCAAGGAGGUGAUAUGUUUCAAUGCCAAACUGAAAAUCCUGGAGCAUCGCCAGCAGAGGAUCGCUGAGGUCAAGGCCAAGUAUGAGUGGUUAAUGAGAGAACUGGAGGUGACCAAACAGUAUCUGAUGCUGGAUCCUAAUAAGUGGCUCAGUGAAUUUGAUCUGGAGCAGGUAUUUGAGCUGGAUUCUCUGGAAUACUUGGAGGCCCUGGAAUGUGUGACUGAGCGUUUGGAAAACCGUGUCAACUUCUGCAAGGCCCAUCUCAUGAUGAUCACCUGUUUUGACAUCACCUCUAGACGCCGAUAAAGUAUGAACCUCAAGAGAAUUUCAAUGCGCAUCUCUGCCAUCCUCCUUUUCCCUUCCAAACAGCAUCCCAAAGACAAAAGAAUGAGGAUGAAGGUUGGAGUCAAGUCUCAGCUGUGUGUAUGAGAGAUUUGCUAUACUAUACAGAGGAGUAGUAUUAGAAAAACAAACAGAACAAGCAUGGAAAAUGGAGAUAGAGGGUUGUUGAUACUCUUGGUCUAAAAGAGCACUUUGCAGAACCUUUUAAGGACAUGUCUGUAAAUAAGAACUGCUGGCAGAAGAUACUUCUUUCCCUGCAUUAGCUGAGGAAGGAGGAAAGGUGGUUGUGGGACUUCCAUUGAGAGGUUCAUUAAAAGAAAACCUAUCCAGAAAAACUGUUCAAGUGCCUUGCAAAUCUUUGUUAUCCAAACAUUUAUGUUCAUACUUUAUUGUGUACAGAUGGUGCUAGUUAAAAAAAGAAAAAGGAAAAAAAAGAACAAACAAAUACACUUUUGAAAUGUAUUUACAGCUUGUUUUUCUCUUGGUGUUUUCUCCUAUUUCAGACUUGCUGUUUCUAAGUAACUUGUGUUUGUAGAGAUAUUUCCUAAUCAGUACAACAUAUGAAUAAAUGUUAACUGUCUUUUCUUGUUACCAGAGUAAGGCCACUCAAAGAGAAAUUCAGCUUUCCCAGAUGACACAAACUUAUUUCUAGCAGAGAGUAAGGUUUGUUUAACUGCUCUUCUGUACUCUUUUAUAUGCUGGACAACACCAGCAUUUUCCCAGCCUGUAGGUUUUGCAGUGUAUGAGAGAGAAGUAACAUUACUGUAAAGUAAAUGUCUUUUCAAUUUGAUCCAACCCCCAUAACUUGUUUUCUUGUUCAUGUAUGUUUUGCUUUAUACUGGCUGGAGUUAUGAAUGAGGAGGUUCUUUUAUCCUAACCCCUUUUUCUGGUACUAGUAACUUGCUGGAAAAUUAUCCUCUAGCCUAAGGGUUCCCAUGUUUAUCAGGGCAAAAAUGAGUGAUUCAUUCUUUUUUGAGGCUAUGGCUGAUAAAAUUUAGCUUCACCUCUUUAUGACAUAUACCACUGCGAGACAUGUUUUGUCAGCUUCUGAUCCCUGGCCCAGUGUGUCCAAACUCACAGAUGUGCCUGAGAUGCACAGGCUCUGCCCAGCUCAGCACAUCUGGAAAUAAGCAAAUGAGUAGAUACAGCACUUAAAGCAUGUUGGCUAUGGCAUCUUUACUAAUCUUCAGUACCUGAAGCCAUGGCGAAAUUCACAUUGACGUCAAAAGGACAAGAGUCUGCACCUCCAUACACAUCCGAUUAUUCUACUAGUUGGCCUCUUUAUCUACAAAACAGGAUGUGGGAAGAAACAUCCUUUGUAUUUCAUAAACAACUGUGCAAAACCUGCAUUUUAAUUACAUAUGAGCAUGAAGAAUAAUUUUGUUCAAUUAGGUUUCUUAUUUCUCUGUACUGAAAUAAGCACAUUCACAAAAAUGCCUCUCUUGCAUAUAUUUGUGCAAUCCUCCUGUUGCUUAUGAGGAAAUAAGACUCCCAUUUAAUACACUCAAAAUGCAUCAAUUAACUGCUGUACUUAUAUCCAACUCUUCUGUUACCUGCACCAUCGUAUCAAUGCUGUCUUACAAUACCCCAAGCAGCAAGCCCCAAUGGAAAAAUAAUACUGGUAGAUUUUCUAGUGGUUAGGUGAACAAAAAAGGUUUUUUAAAAAGUAGAAGUAACAUUUGUGUCAUUUUAUUUUCUUUUUGUGCUGUACAAUUUGUAAUAACAUAUCUUACUCACUCUGUUAACCUUGUCACUGGAUUUUGUAGAAAAUUCUGCUUGCAAUCCUUAUAUAGGAUUAUUUGGAAAGGAAAAAGGUCCUAUGUGAAAUUCUCUUUCUAGUCUGUUCCACAGUGAUUUCCUGUCAUGAAACUUAUAUUCUAAGUAAGUGUUAAAGACAUAUCCCUUUCUCUCUCAAAGGAAAACACUCCAACCAACUCCAAAAAACCCCCCAAACAAAGCAAUUUAACUGGCUUUCUUCUCUUUAUAGCAAUUUCAGUAGCAGUUACUAUGUAUUGGUUCUUUGGAGGCCAUCUCUUCUCUGCAGAGCCUCAUGGACUGAGUACAGCUGCAGAGAGCCAAAGAAAUCAUCCCUGCACACAGUCCACGACUUACACAGGAGUGGUGGUGUUUCUAUAAAUCAAGUGGACACAUUUUGGAGCUUUUGUAAAAUACCUGUUGCAUGUAAUAUGCCUCACCCACGUUAACUCAAUUAUUCAUUGACUCUUGAUUUGGGACUUUCGUAGCCUAGGAGGCACAGCAAAAAGCACAUGUACCUAGCCAUUAUUUUAAAGAGUAAGAGCAUAUGUUCACCCUGUUUAUCACAAUGGACAAAAGUUAAUCCCCGAAGCCAAAUUGAUUAUGCCAAGGAUGAAUUUUGCAUACUAAAAAUUAUGUACUAAUUGAGCAGAAUUCCAGUACUUACAAAUAUUUUAUUUCUGAGGACCUAAUUAGAGUAGCCAUUAACUCCCAUAAUAUACUAGUAUUCAUAUUCUAAAAUCCGUAUGAAGUCUUUCUGUCAUCUCAUUUCAGAAUUUGCUGCUGUGUUUUUAAGAACUGUGAUGGCUUAAUACAAAAAAAAGGAAUGAAAAAUUUGUGGAGAUUUGACAUGAUAAAAUGUUUUUUUCUUGAGAACAGCUUUUUACUUCAGAAUUUAUAUUAUUACAAUUCAGGUGUUUGCAGAACAAAUAAAGCAAUUAGGACCUUAUUAUGAAAUUGACCUCAGCUUGCGGUAGCCAACAUUUUUAGAGAAGACACAUACACUUCUGCAAGUUAUCCAGGAAACCCUAUUCUUUAAGGCAUUGCCAGCAUAAUGCUGUUUUUAUGCUGAUUUUUUAAAAGGCAUCAUGUUGCCCAAAAUACACAAGAGCAACAUGAAUGUAAUGCCUAAUCAUUUUCACAUUCAGAAAUCAAUUUUAUUUCCCUGGGACAGCUUUAGUAGGAAACAGCAGUGUUAAUGUAAUUAGGUUUGAAGGUUAAUUCUUUGUUUGCACGUGUCACAGGAGAUCGCAGCUCUUCACUGUCAGGCUGUGAGAUGACUGUGGAACACCCACGCUGCUCCACAUCCCACGGGCACCUCGGAGCGCUUCCGGAGAACGGUUCCUCUUGGCAUACGUGACCCUUAUCCACACAAGGGACAGGAGUUGCUCUAUAGCCAUAAAUUGAGGUGUAAGCAUGGGCUGAAGACUUUGGCUGUGCUGUGGAUUCGGAUGUCCCUCUGGUCUGUGUGAGCUCUCACCGCAGGCAGAAGCUGCUCUGGCUCUGGGUGCUGGGUCAGUUUGUGCUCUGAAGGGUGUUGGAGAGCCCUAAUUCCUGGUACAUCUGUCACACAUUUUCUUUUGCCAUGCAGGCCUUGCAUUUGCCUCAAAAUAAUUCCUUGUCGAUUCAUUCAGAUCUAAGUAAUCUCAAGUAUUACUUUACAGAAAGACAAGGAAGGAAACUAAUACUCUAUUAGGUUUUCUUCUCAUCUGACUGAGGCACAAUUGCAUUAAGAAUCAGAAGAGUCACAACAGAGGAAACCCAGUUGUGAGGAAAAUUCAUCCAUCUGCCAUGUUUUGGGGUAUUUGCUGCUAGUUAUACAGUAGAAGAUCAAGCUACUCUUACGUAUUCAACACCCCCUCAUUUUGUGUAAGGGGCACACACAUGGCUAUUGCUGAACAUCUGUCUUCGAUCCAGUCUUAGAAGACCCUCUGCCAUAAAUCCUGGCUUCUGAAUACUGGCACCGAGCAAUGGCAUGAUCCUCUGACAUGAUUCUAGUGAGAGUUGCAUAAAAAGGUACAAAAAGGGAUCAAAGAUAUACACUGGCUUUUUUUUUUUUUCUUUUAUCUCUGAAUGUGGCAGUUAUAGAGGCUGAAAGCUGGGAGUGAUGCUGGGAGUAAUACACACUAAAUCCCACGUUUGCUCACAGUCUAUCUUGAAGUGUGGGUUUUAUUUUUUCACUUUUUUCAUUUAUCUCAACAGUAUGGCUUGUUUUCAAAUAGGGACCUGUGGCAUGGAAUUCAAAUAUAAUGACAGCUGAAAAAUAUAAACUCUUUUACAAAACUCACCUUUUACAAAUGUGUGUGAUUUUGCUGCAUCAUUUUUUAUGAGCUAAAACUCAUUUUAGAAACAAAAGUUGUAUGUGCACAGAUAAAUACACAGGCACACAGCCUGAGAUGGCCCCCUCGCACGCUGCUGUGGGGAGGGGGCAGAGCUGCUCACGAAUGGCAGCACCACCACUCCCCUUCUCUCCUCCAAGGAGUGCCUGCCUACAAAACCAUUCCCCUUGCACUCACCUGGAUGAAGAUAACUUAUGCCACACUAUGGGGAAAACAUACGCUUGAAAGUCUUUCGAGGGCUUCUUUAAAAGUUUCUUUCUUACCCAGGUUCUUCAGCCUGUGUAGCCAAAUUGCUGCAUUUCCCACGUAGAGGCUGUUAAAGCCUGUAAAAUAUUCCAGAUGAACUGCUCUAUAUUUCAGAGUGUCAUGAAUUUACGGCAAGAUAUUUUAUAAUCUCACCUGUUUAACACAACAAUUUCUGCAUGUGCUUGAGGCAUACACCAUAGUUACAUCAACUGAGAGCCUGCACUCUCGGUGAUCUGCGAAGCUUUCUGUCUAGUCCUAACAGACUUAAAAUUGUAAACUGAAACUUCUGCAUUGCAGAAGCAAAUUCAGUUCUCCUAAGCCAGAGGCUGAGCGACCUCUGAUGCCAGUUCAAAUGAUGGGAAGGAUGGUUGCACAGCAUCAGGGAUGCGCCAGUUUGCUGCAGAGAUCAAAGCAUUGGUACCAUUAAAUACCGAUAGGAGUGAUGAUGACCAUAGAGAGAGCCAUUUCUUCUCAAAUCCAUGGAUGGUGGUAUACCUUGCUUAAUCCUGAUGCCCUCAUGGUCUGCGUUUCGUGACUCCACAGGCUUUUGCAUUGGCAACACACAGCAGUUUUUGAAGACACAAGGCUGGCUGUUGCUAGCUGUCCUGAGAUUUCUAAGAGGUUUCCAAAUAACCAUAGCAAACAAAACUGUGAAUGAUUUGUCAAUGCAAAGUUAAUAAUCUCUCUCUCUUGCAUUUAUUGUGCGCUCAUCCCAGGGUUAUCUGAGCUUCCAUACCUGUUCCUGGAAAUAAUAAACCAUUUUAUUAUUGUCUUUAUCUUUUCUUCUUUCUCCUCCUCAAGCAACCUUUCAAAACAAAAGAAAAUUUUCCCUUGGAAAUGUAGCACCCUUUUGCCACCAAAUUCACGAACAGCAGUUUCGUGCUCACUUAUGCAAAUUUUUGAAGCUCACAAAGGGCGUGGUGAUUCUGCAAAAAAUGGAGGUGCUGAAAGUGAAAUAGUAGCAUUCAGUAGCAUUCAGCUAUAGUAUUUCAAACUACCUUCAAACCCUCUCGGACAGGAUAUAAAACACAGCCCAAGCCAUCUUACUUUGAGUGGCCCUACUUAAGUAUUGAGCAAACUUUAUAAUAAUGGUAAUAAAUUGGUGCUUGAGGCAGUUUCAGCUAUAUUACAUAUUCUCUAUAUACUAUAGAUAUGGAUGUAUUCACCUUCUUUAUUGUAUAUGUAUGUGUGUGAGUAUUUACAUGUAGCACACAUACAUAUAUGUUUUAUGUAUGCAUAGAUACUAACUUUUCUACAUUUUACUUCUUUCCCUCCCACAGCUGAAACUGCUGGUUACUAACAUCCACAUCCACAUCAUAUUCUAUGUAUGAAGGAUAUUAAUUUAUUUGUAAACUCAGGAUGUUCUUGUUUUAUAGAGUUGCUUGUAUUUUAUAAUUUAUUUACACAUCAUGGUUGGAAAUGCUUAUCUAAGUGCUAUGCAUUGAAGUGUAUGUUUGCUAAAUCCAUUUCACUCUGUCCGUGGCUAUGUUCUUUCUCAUUAUAACAGUGGUAUAUAAUAGGGAUAAGGAAGAGAGAAACUGAUAGAUAUAGAAACUUACGCUGGUCCCAUCAUUGGGCAAUUCCAGAAGAGGAUGUAUCAGUAGUGUGUGUGUGUGUGUAUAUAUGUAUAUAUAUACACACAUAUAUAUAUUUUAGCAACUAAAUUUUAUGGGGAAUAAAGGAGAAAGAACAGCAUGAGGACAAGUUCAAAAUGUGGAAAGUCACAGCCAUUUCCAAGUUUGUCAAAAAAUGCAUUGAACCUUUUGCCAUUAAAAUUGUAAAGUUUAUUGUUUGCUGGCUAAAAAAUAUCCCUUUUGUGGUAUCUGAGGUGUGAAACAUUGUC